GCAAAGGGGAGCGCGAGGAGGAAAAAUCCGGGAUCAGGGCAAGUUUGAUGGCGCAUGCGCGCUGCUGCCUCCAUCCCAAACACACACACAUUUCCCUUGACUUGGAAAGUCAACCAAAGCAGCCCCAAGUGCAGGGAAAAGAGACUUCACCAAGUGAAGGGAGGCCAUCUAAUUCACCCUGUCUUCACCUGAGACCACCUCCAAAACAAAGAACCUGACUUCUGUCCUGGCUUUGUACACUGGAAUGGACCUUGAAGCCUGUGACUUCUCAAUGCAAGAAUGAAGUGAAUUUAGAGCUAAAAACGAGGCAAGAAACGAGGCCUUGAAAUCUCCGAAAGGUAGGAGAGACUUCAGACUGCAAUGGGCAGUUACUGGCAUUGCUGUAGAGACAUCCUGAACGACGUGUUGGAAAAGGAAGUGCACAGGACAGUCUUUCUGCAUUGUGAACAUGUUUGAGACCCCCAUGCAAAGCUGUGCUCUGUUCUGACUCCAAGUCUCCUCAGACAUGGCCGAGGAAAAUGCACCUGAAAGAACUAUAUGCACUGACGCAGCCUCAGGAAAACCCGCAAUGGCUGCCAAGCGCAAAGGCGGCCUGAAGCUAAAUGCCAUCUGUGCCAAGCUGAGCCGCCAAGUCGUCUUCGACCACGGGGGAGCUGAGCAGGCACGUGCGGACAAGGGGCCACAGCAGGAGAGCAGCAACAAGGACCUGCCCCAGCCUGGGACCAAAGAGCUGGGGACAGAGUUUUCAGAUGGACUCAGCUGCGUGCAGAAGAUCGAGGAGGACAAAAGGAGGGAGGUGAUCGAGAAGUGGGUGAAUGGGGAGUACAAUGAGGAGCCCUUGCUGGGGCGAGCAGAGGGCAAGGAGUGCAAGGGCACCGAGAGCACAGAGGUGCCCCCUGAAGGGGUUUACAUGGUGCAGCCCAAGGGCUGCAGCGACGAGGAAGAUAACGGGGACGAGGCAGACGCUCUGAGGGGCUCACAGGAUGGCACCUUCUUGGACGACAGGGAUUCAGAUGGGCCAGCAAAGGACGAUGCCUACCGGUCCUCCAGUGGCGAACCAGGCUCCAAGCUGGGCGCAGGAACCACCUCAGGGGAAGCUUCAUCACUGCGGGAUUACGCCGCCACCACCAUGAACGAGUUCCUGGGCAUGUUCGGCUACGACGACCAGAACAUGCGCGAUGAGCUGGCCCGCAAGAUCAGCUUCGACAAGCUGAACGCUGCUACCUCAGAGGCCACGGCGGCUGCUGCCUCCCUCCCCGGCGAAGAUGCCAUGAGCAAGCGAGCCCGCUUCUCCAAGUACGAGGAGUACAUCCGCAAGCUGAAAGCUGGAGAGCAGCUCUCGUGGCCCCUGCACCUGGCCAAAUCUGAGGAGCUGGGCUCCAAGCUGGGGAAAGAGCCGUCCUCGGUGCUGGCACAGCCCAUUCGCGUGCCAGGUCCAGACGCCUCCAUGCUGACGGAGACCAAAGCCACUAUCCUGCCACUGCCCUCUCCCAGCAGUUCCCAGAUGCAGGGCCUGAUGUCACGGGCCUCCAAAUAUGACUUCUUCAUUCAAAAGCUGAAGACGGGUGAGAGCAUCAGGCCCCAAAAUGGCAACACUUACAAGAAGGCCUCCAAGUAUGACCUAGAAAAUGUCAAGUACUUGCACCUUUUCAAGCCUGGGGAAGGAAGCCCAGAUAUGGGAGGAGCCAUCGCCUUCAAGACAGGCAAGGUAGGCCGGCCUUCCAAGUAUGAUGUGAGGAACAUUCAGAAGCUCACUCCAGUAAAAGCUCCAGUCCCCAGCCUGGCCCCUGCUUCCCUCACCAGUACCCCCAGCAGCACUCCUGUGGCCGGGCCAGAGCAGUCCAUCUCAUUGCCAUUCAACACUCCUGAGUACCUGAAAUCAACUUUCUCCAAGACAGACUCCAUCACAACUGGAACAGUCUCCACAGUAAAGAAUGGAUUACCCACUGACAAACCAGCCGUCAGCGAAGAUGUAAAUAUUUACCAGAAGUAUAUUGCCAGGUUCUCUGGCAGUCAGCACUGUGGACACAUACACUGCGCCUACCAGUACAGAGAGCAUUACCACUGCCUCGACCCCGAGUGCAACUACCAGAGAUUCACCAGUAAACAGGAUGUGAUUCGGCAUUACAACAUGCACAAGAAACGUGAUAACUCCCUGCAGCAUGGCUUCAUGCGCUUCAGCCCCCUGGACGACUGCAGCGUGUACUACCACGGCUGCCACCUCAACGGGAAGAGCACUCACUACCACUGCAUGCAGGUGGGCUGUAACAAGGUCUAUACAAGCACCUCUGAUGUGAUGACCCACGAGAACUUUCACAAGAAGAACACGCAGCUCAUCAACGACGGGUUCCAGCGGUUCCGUGCCACGGAGGACUGCGGCACCGUGGAAUGCCAGUUCUACGGGCAGAAAACCACUCACUUCCAUUGCAGGAGACCCGGGUGUACAUUCACCUUCAAGAACAAGUGUGACAUUGAGAAGCACAAGAGCUACCACAUCAAAGAUGAUGCCUAUGCCAAGGAUGGCUUCAAGAAGUUCUACAAAUACGAGGAAUGCAAGUAUGAGGGCUGUGUCUACAGCAAGGCCACCAACCACUUCCACUGCAUAAGGGCAGGCUGUGGUUUCACCUUCACCUCCACCAGCCAGAUGACUUCCCAUAAACGCAAACACGAGCGCCGGCACAUCCGGAGCUCAGGAGUGCUGGGCCUGCCUGCCUCACUCCUGGGCCCCAAGGAUAAUGAGCAAGAGGAGUCCAGUAACGAUGACCUCAUUGACUUCUCCGCCAUGAGCUCCAAGAACUCCAGCCUGAGUGCCUCCCCGACCAGUCAGCAGUCUUCCGUUUCUCUCAUCGUCCCAGCUGCGCCCUCCUCUGCGGCUGAGCUUGCUUCCUCACAGGCCGCCAAGUCUGCCAACAGCAUGACACCAGCCACAAAGAUCUCUGGCCUGCUUUCCCAGGCUCUUCCUAGCAAUAUACCCUUGGCCCUGGCACUCUCCAACUCAGCACUUCCUGGAACAGCUGGAUCCUUCUUCCCCAUCAUCCCCAGUCGGGUCUCUACACCACUUCCUGCCACCUCGGCUAAUCUGAUGACUGCUGGUUCUUCUGGCACCAAUCCAGCAUCAUCUGCUCCUACAGAUUCCUCAUCCCAGGCAGUUUCAGGAUCUGGUGAGCCAGUGGCUACUUCUUCUCCUGCUCCAGCAGCCUCUAUAAUGGAAAGGAUCUCUGCUAGCAAGGGAUUAAUCUCUCCUAUGAUGGCCAGGCUGGCAGCAGCUGCACUCAAGCCCUCUGUGGCACUUGAAGCAGGUAAUGGACAACCAGCCCCUCCCGGACGGUUCAAUCCAGUGCAGGUGAAGCAGGAACCUGUGGAGGCCGUGGGACCGACAUCGGCCCCCAGUCAGGACCCCUUGCAGGAGCACAGCUUGGACCUGAGUGUCAAGGACCACGGUAAUGAAUCAAAUGGCCACACAGUCUCAGCAAAUUCAUCUCUUUUAUCCUCGCUUAUGAAUAAGAUGUCCAAGACCAGUGCCAGCCUUGGCAACCUGCUGAACAUUAAGACAGAAGGUGAAGGCAGCCAGGCUGGGGCUGGGGAGCCAAGCCAGUACUUGGGCAAGGCAGUGAAGGCACUUGUCCAGGAGAAGCUCUCUGAGCCAUGGAAGAUGUACCUGCGCCGGUUUGGCACCAAGGAUUUCUGUGAUGCCCAGUGUGACUUCCUCCAUAAGGUGCAUUUCCACUGUGUGGUGGAGGAAUGUGGAGCCCUCUUCAGCACCCUGGAUGGAGCCAUCAAGCAUGCCAAUUUUCACUUCCGAACUGAAGGUGGAACUGUGAAAAGCAACUCUGAGUCUCCCUUCUCAACUGCUACUGAGAAUAAGGCUUCACUGGCCCCUUCAUCACCAUCUGCUGCUUCUGCCACCAUGGCCAGUGCUCCUGCCCUUGACGUGCCCACUCCAAACCCAGCUGCUAUGCCCUCUGCUCCCACACUACUUGCUUGGAAGCAGCUGGCUUCAACCAUACCCCAGAUGCCUCAGAUCCCAGCAUCAGUGCCUAACCUGGCAGCUUCACCCUUGGCAACGACUUCCCUGGAGAAUGCCAAGCCUCAGGUCAAACCUGGAUUUCUUCAGUUCCAGGAGAAUGAUCCCUGCUUGGCAACAGACUGCAAGUACGCCAACAAAUUCCACUUCCACUGUCUCUUUGGGAACUGCAAGUAUGUGUGCAAAACCUCUGGCAAAGCAGAAUCCCACUGCCUGGACCACAUCAACCCCAACAAUAAUCUGGUGAAUGUGCGAGACCAGUUUGCUUACUACUCCCUGCAGUGUCUCUGUCCAAACCAGCACUGUGAAUUCCGGAUGCGAGGGCAUUACCACUGUCUGCGUCCCGGCUGCUACUUCGUGACUAACAUCACCACCAAGCUGCCCUGGCACGUGAAAAAGCAUGAGAAGGCAGAGAGAAGGGCAGCCAACGGCUUCAAGUAUUUUACCAAGCGGGAGGAAUGUGGCAGACUAGGUUGCAAAUACAACCAGGUGAACAGCCACUUCCACUGCAUCCGAGAGGGCUGCCAGUUCUCCUUCCUGCUCAAGCACCAAAUGACAUCCCAUGCCAGGAAGCACAUGAGAAGGAUGCUGGGGAAGAACUUUGAUCGUGUUCCUACUCAGGUUAUUGGCCACACUCCAAGAAAUGAAAAUCUCCCCCAGGUUGGCAGCAUGGCACCCAGCCCAGCCUCAUCAGGAACCCCAGCUUCCUUUCAGGGACCCCCAAGCAUGAUGGACACUGAAACAGAAGAGUACAUGGAUUACACUGGCUGUAGCCCUGGGGGCAUCUCCUCUGAAUCUUCCAACAUGGACCGCAGCUGCUCCAGCACUCCAGUGGGCAAUGAAAGUACAUCAGCAGGCUGCCUGGUUCCUUCUACUGCUACUGCUGCUGCCGAUGACGCAACCCACACUGCACCACAACCUCCACCACCAUCUCUGCCUCCAUCUUUCUCACAAGCCCUGCUUAGGUCUCCCCUCCCCACCCUCCCCUACCUCUUCUCUCCAUCUUGUCUCUCGUACUCCCUGCUCAGUGCCACCCUGGGAGCCAGCAGAGGCAUUGUCAUGCCUGCCGCCAGCACCGCUGGGUUCUCGCCCAUCAUUGCCACUCCAACUCCAGUAAAAAGUGACGUUCCCUUAGUGCAGGAUGCAGCAGGGAACACCAUCACCAUGCCAACUGCCUCGGGGGCCAAAAAGCGUUUCUGGAUUAUUGAGGACAUGUCCCCGUUUGGCAAGCGCCGCAAGACCGCGUCCUCACGCAAGAUGCUGGAUGAAGGGAUGAUGCUGGAGGGAUUUCGGCGCUAUGACCUCUACGAGGACUGCAAGGACUCCAGCUGCCAGUUCUCUCUCAAGGUUACCCACUACCACUGCACACGGGAGAACUGCGGCUACAAGUUCUGUGGCCGUACCCACAUGUACAAGCACGCCCAGCACCACGACCGUGUUGACAACCUAGUAUUGGAUGAUUUCAAACGCUUCAAGUCUUCACUGAGUUGUAACUUCCCAGACUGUCAGUUCUCUGGCAAUAGCACACACUUCCACUGUCUGCGCUGCGGCUUCCGCUGCACUGACAGCACCAAGGUGACGGCGCACCGCAAGCACCACGGCAAGCAGGACGUCAUCAGCGCCGCCGGCUUCUGCCAGUUCAGCUCCAGCGUGGACUGCGAGGUGCCUGACUGCAAGUACAAACUCAAAUGCUCCCACUUCCACUGCACCUACCCCGGCUGCAAGCACACGGUGGUGGGCAUGUCUCAGAUGGACUCUCACAAGCGCAAGCACGAGAAGCAGGAGCGAGGGGAGCUGCCUGCCAUCUCCCCCGGCCCCGAGGGCCUUGCCCACUCCACUCUUGAGUACGAUAUCCAGAACUCUUCCAUCAACCUGGACAGUUCGCUCAACCUCAGCACUGACAACAACAGCUCCCUGUUCUUCCUGCAGAACGCAGCUGGCGUGGGCCUCAAUGACUCCCUGGACCUCAGCAAGAAGCAGGCAGACGUCGCCGAGGGCCCGUCCCCAAGCAGAGCCGGGGCCGCGCCGCCGGAGAGGAGCGCGGGGGCACCGGGCUCCGGGGAUGUGGAGGACGAGGACGACUCUUCCCAAGAGGAUGAAGAGGACGAUGAGGAGGAGAUGAAUGAAGAAGAGGAGGAUGAUGAAGAGGAGGAUGACGAUGAUGAUGAGGAGGACGACGAGGAGGAGGAAGACCUGAACACAGAUUCUGAAGAAUCGCUGCCGGACCCAGAGGGCCUGGCCACUAAAGAAGAUGGAGAACCAGAGGAGGGUGCUUCUUCCACAGACCAUGGCGAUGCUUCCAGGCCUCAGGGCGAGCCAGCCCUCACCCCAGCCCCAGCUCCUGCCCCUGCUCCAGCUCCAGCUGCUGCCUCAGCCUCCACCGUUGCUCCAGCAGCUUCUCCUUAAUCCUAGAGACAGCAGCGGCAGUGGUUUGGUUCUUCUCUUACUCAGAUUUACUAAGAGGACCCCGCAUAAGGCAAGAACAAAGAUGGGGAUGGCAAAUGAAAAACGAACUCUGUGCCACAAAUGAGAGAGAGGAAGGAAGGAAACCCCUGCUCCUCCCCAGGCCCCAGAAGAGAUCGGUGGGCAGCAGGACUGGUGCUGCAUCACUCCAUCCUACAGAUCCCAGAACGGGGGCAGGAUGCAGCAAAAAAUACCCUUUCUAUGGACACGAACCCUGAGGGUACCCACUACUUUUCCUUGCUCCCUGCACGGUGCGUGGGGCCUGUGCCCAUCUGGGGACCCUUUUUUAUGGGUGGGGCUCUAUCCCCCCAAUUUUCUUUCUGGGUUUUAUUUUUCCAUGUUUUCAGUUGUACGAUAAUAAUAAUAAUCUCCACUUCUUGGAGGGGGGUGGGUGGGAACAAGAGGUAAUGAAUUUUAGAAAUAUAUAUUUGUGUGUGUGUCUCUCUAUAUAAUGUACACACACACACACAUAUAUAAAAUUAAAGGAAUUGGUGUCACAAAGACAAGUAGCUCAGCUUUUGCCAGUGGGAAGGAGGGGGUGAGGAGUGUGCUCUCUCUCUCUCUCUCUCUCCACCCUUCCCCCUUCUUUCUCCAGCAUUAAAUGGCAUCAGACAGCCAGGGUGGGAGUGGGUAUUUAUUGUCACAUAAAUGAGGAUGCAUUAAUGAAUGAGCAGGGGUGGGAAUGGGACACUCCUCUGUUCUUCCAGAUCCUUUUUACUGUUAAUGAUAAUAAUUUUGAAUGCUAUUUAUAUUGUAAAACUUUCUCAGUCUACACUUUCUCUGUAGGACACCUCUCCUCAUCCCUGCUGUUGUGAUGUAGGGAUUUAGCUGAAGUAACCUGGGAAGAACACAGCAGGCAGUUCAAAGGGUCUGUCACACUGGAGGACUGGGGUUACUCUGCCAUCCAGGUCCAUCUCAUCCCAACCCCUAGGUGCUUCCUCUCUGCGGAGGUGAGGCGUUUUUGUGGUGCUUCAGUAUCCCCAUCUCAGGAGCUGUGAGCUGCCCCUGCCCCGUGGUGCAGCACGGGGAGCAGCAGUCCCCGUGCAGCCUCGGGACAGCGCCAGCCGUGCCCCAGGCAGUGGCACCGGGACAGUCCCCUCCCCAGCCCUGGUGCCCAGCCCUGCUGCAGGCGCGCCAGGUGUGACAGACACGGAUCUCAGGUGACUCUGGCAGGCUCUGGCUGCCCUGCUCAGCCCUGCUCCGGACCCUGGGCAGGACCUGCCCUGGGACAGGGCUCAGGCAGGGGCUCUGCAGCAGCCUGGGCUUUCCCCUGGCUCCGGGCUCUUCCUGCUCUCUUUCCUGGCCUGGCCUGGGAACACACACUGCAGGACCUGUCCCGGCCUCUGGCAGGUGCCACAGUAGCUGUUUGACCCCAGAUCCUUGCCUGAGCCUGACAGGGCUUGUCUACACACGCCAGGGCACCAGAAGGACUAGUAUGAAUUAAUUCUGAUAGUUAUUUUGGUGCCAGUUUUAAAGUAUACCAGAUUAGUCUGAGCUUUGUCCCUUUUAAAAAAAGAAAAAAAUCUUUUUUUUAUACCAUGCAGGCACCCUCUCCCCUCCUCAGCUCCAUGAGCACUUCAGCUCUAAGGGAUCCCCAGGAUUUGUUUUCACCCUGAACAGAUAAAGGCCUGAAGAAAUUUAGGUUGCUUUUUUUUUUUUUUGUUAUUUCCCUAAGGAACUGGUGCAGAUCAGGUCUGAUUUAUAAACAAGCAGCUCAGCUGUGUAAAUGUGGGGACAGAAUGUUCAGCUAAUGUUUCAAAAGGAAAGGAAAAAAAAAAAGUUGUACAGUAUUUUUCCUGUAAAGGUUAUUACUAUAUAUAGAACAAAAGAGAAACCACCAAUGCCAAGGGGUGGAGGGGGAGGUGUCACCUGCCUUCUGGAUAGCCCUUACAUAUGGUUAAUUGUGUGCAAUUUUUUUUCUCCUUUUUUUUUCUUCUCUCUCUUUUUUUUUUCCCUUUUUUUUUUUUUUUUUUCUCUCUUUCAAUGUAGUGUAUGUUUGUAGGGGUGGCAGGGGAGGGGGGGCCUUAAUGCUGUGGUUUGAGGCUGACUUCACACUCCCAGCACUGACCAGACCUGCACGAUUCCGAACUCUAACUUGAAUUUUGUAGAGAUGAAACAAAUGAAAACAAAUGAAAUAUUAUCACUAGUUUGUAGUUUAUUUAAUUCUUUGGAGUUCUUUUCCUCUAUCAGCUAUUUGUGUGGCUUUUAUUUUUAUAGGGGGUUUUUUUGUUGUUUGUUUGUUUUUGUUUUGUUUGGUAUAUCCCCUACCCUCAGCUGUGUGUUCCCUAGCACAGCCCCAUUCUCGAACAGAAUGAAGCUCACGUUCCUGGGGCAGAGUGAUGGAAUGAUGCCCUGGAAUUUCUCAAAAUGGGAUGGGGCAAAAAGAUUUUACUUCACUAGCAUUUGCUGCAGGUUCUGUACUUGUACAUUUUCCCUGUGUUCAGCUACUUAGAUAGUAUGGUGAUGGGCUCCAGGAGGAAUCCUUAGAUUAACACGAGCCACAUCUUGCAGAGCAGAUGUGAUUAUUCUGUGCCGCCACAAUCAACAGGAUCUCUGUCAGUGACUGUGGAGCAGGGCCGAGCCCUGCUGGGAGCCAGGGGCAGCGCGAGGCCCCCCGGGCCACUCGUGCCACUCGUGUCACUCGUGUCACUCGUGUCACUCGUGUCACUCGUGUCCGUGCCCUAGGACAGUGUCAGCUCUGCCCCGCAGCGGGGACAGCGGCAGCGAGCGGAGCAAGGGCUGGCGGUGCCCAGCCGGGCCCGGGGGCUGAGUGUGCCAGGAGGGCCCACCUUUAUCUAUGCACACCAUUUCCCCCCCAGGCACCCCAGUUCUCCCUGACACCUCAGCCCUUGUCCCAGACCUGUGUCACCUCUUGCCCGGGAGCUGGGGCUGAGCGAGCCCCGGGCUGGCCCUGGAGCCGGCCCGCAGGACAGCGGCCUCCCCGUCCUGCCACUCCAGCGCUGUCUCUGUCUGCAACAACAACGAAAGAAAGUUGAACCCGCUUUUUAUUCUGCCAUGUUCAGGCUUUAAUUCGGCAAAACCCUUAAGCAGAAGAGUCUGAGUGGGCCCGGGUUUAAGCCCGAGCUUAAGUGCUUUUCUGAAGAAGGGCCUCACAGCCCAGACCCCGUCAGAGCAGGUGGUUUGUCAUUCCGAGCUCUCGUAGCAAUGGGACUGUCUAAAGAGUGACCAGAGAAAGAGAGGGAGAUUCAACUGGCUCUAUAAGAAGAGGAAAGAGGAGAGAGGAAAUGGAACUGUUUUGUCCAAAACAAGAUAAAAACCAAACAAUAAUAAACCUUGAGAUGGACCCUCCUGAUUCUGCUACCAUUCACUGCUGAAGAGCAAAAAAAUUAAAUAAAAACUAUUGACUAGAUUGUUUGUUCUAGCCACAAACUCAACUGGAUUAAAGUCUGCGUGGAAGGAAUUUUAUAAAGAAAAAAAAAUUUAAAAAAAAAUUUUCCAAUGUAGCAAAAAAAAACAACUUUAAAAAACAAAAAUUAAAAAAAAAGACAAUGAGGGAGGAUUCUAGCCUUUUGUAAUAUCCAUAUUGCACACUAGGACUAUAAGCCAUUGCUAGCUCAUUUUGAAUUUUAAAUGUGUAAUUUUAUUUUGUUUUGUUGUUGUUUUUUUUCUUUCCAUGGGGGAGGGGGGAAGAUAAAUGCUUGAACCACCAAUGCUCUUUUUAAUGUUUUAUAAAUAUGUAUGUGUAUAUAUAUAAAUAUAAAAAUAAUAUGUAUGCACAUAUAUAUGUGUGUGUGUAUAUAUCUAUAUGUAUAUACAUAUAUAUAGAUAUAUAGAUAUAUAUAUAGGUUUUGAGACAAAAAUGCAGAAAGUGAAAAAAAACACCCUAAACAGGAUGGUGUGCUCUGAUUUACUUGAAUCUGGUCUCUUCAGCACCUGCGUUAUUAAGAACUGAAUAUUUUUCCACUUGAAUUUAGUGCUAUUAGAAAUUUAAUAUAUGUGUUUUAUUUAUUUGAUUUUUUUUUUUUUUUUGCAUGACUGAUGCAAGGUUUGACAUUUUCACUCAAUAAAAACUGGAAAAAAAAC
Molecule: messenger RNA, 10531 nt
Organism: Pyrgilauda ruficollis (rufous-necked snowfinch)
Lineage: Eukaryota; Metazoa; Chordata; Aves; Passeriformes; Passeridae
Gene: CASZ1
Product: castor zinc finger 1
Exons: 22
Coding region: 506-6430 (1974 amino acids)
Biological process (GO): regulation of neuron differentiation; positive regulation of transcription by RNA polymerase II
Cellular component (GO): nucleus
Molecular function (GO): DNA-binding transcription factor activity, RNA polymerase II-specific; RNA polymerase II transcription regulatory region sequence-specific DNA binding
Source: RefSeq, a predicted model, not a curated record